Messenger RNA from Sorghum bicolor (sorghum), 1434 nucleotides. Its product is annotated as endo-1,3;1,4-beta-D-glucanase. Gene Ontology annotation, molecular function: hydrolase activity. The record is from RefSeq and is a predicted model, not a curated record. The coding region runs from base 437 to 1156 and encodes 239 amino acids. Lineage: Eukaryota; Viridiplantae; Streptophyta; Magnoliopsida; Poales; Poaceae. The transcript has 7 exons.
GACUCUUUGCGUGGAUCCUUGACCCCCUGAGGUCGGGUGACUGGCCACACCGGCAGAGCGGCGGCCACUUGUUACUUGUAUGUUGGCCCGCGACCCAGAUCCGCUACUCGUGUCCAACCGUCUCCAGUCCACGUCGUGUGCCGCCCCGCCGUCCUUCUCCGUUCGCCGUCGGCCCUCCCCUCGGCCGUCCGCCCGCCCGGCUCCACGUAGCUCGGAAUAACGAAUCGCCGCUCGCUAUCCCUCGGACCUCGGUAGAAAGUUCCAAAACGACAACGGCAUCGUCUGGUCUCCCGGUGCCGACCUGCCGUUCCCCAUUUGUAUCGUCCUUCUUCCGCUGCAUCCGUCUCGCCUCUUCUGCUCGCAUCUAGCCCUCAGCCCUCAGCUCACCAACCACCACGAACCGAGGGAGAGAGGGAAGGGACCGGGAGAGGGACGAAUGGCGAGCUCUCAGUGCUGCGAUAACCCGCCGGCCCUGAACCCGGCCUGCGGGGAGGGCAAGGUCGUCGACAGCUUCGGCGGGCUCAAGGCCUACGUCGCCGGCCCCGAGGACUCCAAGGCCGCCGUCGUCCUCGUCGCCGACGUCUUCGGAUUCGAAGCGCCGAUUCUGAGGAAGAUAGCCGACAAGGUUGCUUCGUCAGGGUACUUUGUUGUGGUACCAGAUUUCUUUCAUGGGGAUCCUUAUGUACCUGAGAAUGGGAAGCCCAUCCCUGAGUGGCUAAAGUCACAUACUCCGGAAAAAGGGUUUGAAGAGGCAAAACCAGUUAUUGCGACUCUAAAGGAGAAGGGAGUGUCUGCUGUUGGAGCUGCAGGGUAUUGCUGGGGUGCAAAGGUUGUUGUGGAGUUGGCAAAAGCUCAUGAGAUCCAAGCUGCUGUACUGUUGCACCCUUCUUUUGUUACCAUUGACGAUAUCAAAGAGGUCAAAUGCCCAAUUUCUAUACUCGGAGCUGAGAUUGACAAAAUGUCCCCACCAGAGUUAGUCAAGCAAUUCGAGCAGGUCCUUUCUGUGAACUCAGGGGUUGGUCACUUUGUCAAGAUCUUCCCUGGUGUGGCGCAUGGAUGGAGCGUGAGAUACAGCCACGACGACGCAGCUGCCGUGAAGAGUGCUGAGGAAGCCUUUGCGGACAUGCUCGACUGGUUCAAUAAGAACCUGAAAUGAACUCUGCAAUUGCAUCCUGCCUUGUAAUAAUGCAUAUUCCAAUGUCCUGAGAUCGAAUCUGCUGUGUUAGGGCUUGCGUGGUCAGGCCAUUCAGAGUUCUCAUGGUCUUAGGGUUGUAUUAGUAGAUUGGUUGUGCUAAAUCCAUAAUAAAACGAGGUAAACUAUUUUAGAGAGGAUUAAGGCUUUUCCCCGUUUGUUAUUAAGAAAAAUAGUUUCUUUCUCUAUGCCACUAAAUUUAAAGCGGGUCUCUAUGCUAUGACAUUUAUCUCUUUUGUCUA